Molecule: messenger RNA, 3722 nt
Organism: Euleptes europaea (tarantolino)
Lineage: Eukaryota; Metazoa; Chordata; Lepidosauria; Squamata; Sphaerodactylidae
Gene: MAML1
Product: mastermind like transcriptional coactivator 1
Exons: 5
Coding region: 23-3220 (1065 amino acids)
Biological process (GO): positive regulation of transcription of Notch receptor target; Notch signaling pathway
Cellular component (GO): nucleoplasm; nuclear speck
Molecular function (GO): transcription coactivator activity
Source: RefSeq, a predicted model, not a curated record
CUCUCUCUCUGCCCCUCGGCUCAUGGUUCUGCCCCCUUGUCCCAUGGCGGACUUCGUGGUGCCGCGGCACAGCGCCGUAAUGGAGCGGCUCCGCCGGCGGAUCGAGCUCUGCCGGCGGCAUCACAGCGCUUGCGAGUCCCGCUACCAGGCCGUGUCCCCGGAGCGCCUGGAGCUGGAGCGCCAGCAGACCUUCGCUCUCCACCAGCGCUGCUUGCAGGCCAAGGCCAAGCGGGCCGGGAAGCACCGCCAGCCGCCGCCCCCGGCAGCACCCGCUCCGGCGGCUCCCUCGCAGCCGCCUCCCUCCGCCCCGGCCCCGGGCUCCGCCGCUUCUGCCGCUACCUCCGCUUCUUCCGACAGGCCCGGAGCCAACGGCCUCGACGCCGACACCGCGGGCGGGGAGCAGCAGCAACAGCAGCAGCAGCAGCACCCGGGCCGCAGCAGCGCCCUCAUCGCGCAGCUUCAUGAAACAGUGAAAAGGAAACUUGAUAGCUCUGUUUCCCCUCAGAAUGGUGACCAGCAGAAUGGCUAUGGGGAGAUGUUUUCUGUACCCAAGAAAUUGCGUCAUGAUGAUGGUCUUGGUGCUUUGAGUGGUUCCUCCAAUGGACUUCCUCCCAUAUCUCCUCUGCACCAGCUGGACAGCAAAUCUUCCAGUGGAGAUGCUUUGCAGCUUAAUGGAAAACAUUCCCUGGGGCUAGAUAGCAUCAGCAAAAAGUGUCUGCGGGACUCUAAUCUACAGCUGAAUGGAAGCAGUGAUGCUGAUGACUCCUUUAGUAUGGCUUUGAACAAGGAGCUCAAGCAAGAACCAGAUGACCUUCCUUGUAUGAUUCCUGGAGCAGGAAGUUCUAUUUCCCAGAACAACCUGAUGUCCGAUCUUAACCUGAAUGAGCAAGAGUGGAAGGAGCUAAUUGAUGAACUUAAUAGGUCAGUGCCAGAUGAAGACAUGAAAGAUCUAUUUACGGAGGACUUUGAGGAGAAAAAGGAUGCUGACUCGACAAAUUCUGCAGCACAAACUCCAUUGCCACAAGACAUCAUUAUUAAGACUGAAUUUUCUCCGGCAGAUUUUGAGCAAGAGCAGAUGGGGUCUCCACAAGUCAGGUCUAGUUCCUCUGGCACAGCCUUCAUUGGGAACUCUUCCGUUCCUGUUAGUGCGGCUUCUCCGGUGGUUGGUAAUUCUCAGAAUAUGUUUCAGCCAUCCAAUCAGUCAGUGUCUGAAAAUCCUAACCAUCAGUCUAUGAUGCAGCCAUCAAACCAGUCUCAGAAUGUGCAGAGGCCUCUACCUAAUUCUGUAUUACCUGGGCAGAAGACAGGAAGUGCCAAAGACAUGUCAUCUGCUCAACAGCUUCAGCAGAUAGCUGCCAAGCAGAAGAGAGAUCAGUUGUUGCAGAACCAACAGCAGGUCCACCAAUCCAGUCAGAUUUCCAGUUGGCAGCAAUCUGGACCUUCUCAUAGUCCAUUAGCUGUCCCUUAUAGUAUGGAAAAUCCUACUAGCCCUUCAGUUUACCAACAGGAUUUCAGUAACCAGAAACUCAUGAUGUCCAAUAUGCCAAACAAGAGUUCUCCCCGGGCUGGAAGCAGUUAUCACUCUGGAAACAUUUUAAGCCAUCAGCCAAACAGUUUAAACCAGAACUCUGUGUCCAGUCAAAGCUCUGUAUUGGACUAUGGGAACACGAAACCUCUUUCACAUUACAAAGAAUGCGUGCAGGGGGUUACAGUACCUGGGCAGAACAAAACUCCCAUGUUAGCAUAUAUGCAGCAGCGUCAACAGGCUCCACUGCCUCAUAUGAAUGAUGAACAGAAUGGGAUGUUUGUAAUGAAGCAGAAGUCUGGAAAUAUUGCCUACAGACCUCUAGUGCCACAUAGCCAGGAUCAAAAUUCUUCUGCUAAUGUUCCCCGCAUUCCUGUUUCUGUUCCUGGUCCUGGUGUGAAUGCACAGCCUCCCAAUGUUUCCAUGGCAGGUAAUCAUGGCAGCACAGCCUAUCUCAACAGUCAACAGCAAGCAGCUGUAAUGAAGCAGCACCAAAUGCUACUAGAUCAGCAGAAACAGAGGGAACAGCAACAAAAGCAUUUAUUAAUGGAACAACAGAAGCAGUUUCUAAUGGGCCAGAGGCAACUUCUUGCCGAACAGGAGAAGCAAAGGCACCAUAGAGAGCAACAGCUCCAGAGGCAUCUGACUCGCCCACCACCUCAGUAUCAAGACCAGACGCAGAAUCCUUACCAACAGCAGGUUGGACAGUUCACAGGUUCAUCGCCAGCAAUGGCAGGUGUAAAUAAUUUAGGUCAGUCCAACUCCAGUAGUCCACGCAUGUUUUCUCAGACUCAGAAUAUGAUUCAGAUUGGAACAGGGCACAGUUCGGUCACAUCAAAUUCCAGUCAGCAGGAUCAAGGCGUGACUCAGUAUACCGGCAUGCAGAACAUUCAGCGUAGUGGUUUGUACAACAUGACAUCUGGUAUAACGCAGAUGGUUCAACAGCAUGCAAAUUCGAGUGCCAGUGGACAGUCACAGAUGCAAAGACAACCCAGUUUGGCCCAGGGCGCUGCUCUUCCUGCUGGUUAUGGACAGGGCUCCCUAGGAAAUGCAGGCAUUUCUCAGCAGCACAGUAAAGGAGCACUGAAUCCAACCUUAUCCAAGCCACAGAUGACAAGAAUGCCAACAGCUAUUGGGGCUCAAAAUCCAUCAUGGCAGCACCAAGGUAUGUCAAACAUGAACAACCAGGCACAAGCGAAUAAUGGCUUAGGGACCUUUACAGCCGGCUCUGCUUUCCAUAUGCAGCAGACUCACCUAAAGAUGACCAAUCAGCAGUUUGCACAAGGCAUGCCUCAGGUAAGUCUCAACACCAGCAGGCCAAUGGCCUCCAUGAACACGGCUGUCUCUGGACAGAUGCUGCCAUCUAUGGGUGCUCAACAAAGGACAAAUCCUCCCACCCAGCAGCCAGUACCAUCGCAACAGAUUUUGCCAGGCAUGAGUCAGGCUGUCCCAGAUCUGACUGCCUUCAGCCAGAAUCAAAGUCAGCAACUGCCCAACAGAACCAAUCUGCACUGUAAUCAAGGUUACCCAGUGAGGACAUCCAGUCAAGAACUACCUUUUGCCUAUAGCAACCAAUCUGGCAAUAAUGGACUGCAGAGUUUAACCGGGGAUACGGAUCUCAUAGACUCUUUGUUGAAAAACAGGACUUCAGAGGAGUGGAUGAAUGACCUGGAUGAAUUGUUAGGGACUCAUUAAAAUUACAUUUGGGGGAUUUUCUGGAUCUUUUUGAAUUGCAUAUUAUACUUGGACCAAAUACCUGUGGCAUUUAGUAGAUUCACAGGGCACUAGUGGGAAUGUAUUAGAGCUGCUCCCUUCUGGGUUUAAGACAUGAGAAUUGAACACCAAUAUGAUAGGAAAUAGCAUAGUCAUUUUUGUAGUGUGUCUGGAACACCGCACAAGACAAAAGUUCAGGUCAAUUUGGUGUGCAUUCAGCCUUCAGAAAUUUCACUUUUACAGUGUUUGGCAUUGAAGAGUUAACACAAACCUGUGCGGUGGUGGUGCAGAGAGUAACCCUGUAAGGAGACUCCAGAUAUUCAGUGUUCAGGCAAUCUUUCCUGCAGUUAGUACUUAACAGCUUCUUCAUCCUAGCCUGGCCUGUUAGUUAUUGCAAUUAGCACCCUACCUGCUUUUUCUGAAGAGAGUGUGUUCAACAUUUCUUCCUUUGCAGGAUCCCUCUGGUUUGUCAGGGCAAUCUUCU